CUAUAAAAAUUGGCCAUUAAUGCUCCAGCUGGAGCACACAAAAAGCACAAUUAGAUUAAUACUAGUAUUAAUCUAAUAUUAAAAAAUUCAGUAUUUGCUCAACAACAUCAGAACGCGUUGAAACCUUCAGAAUACAGAGUGUUUAAGCUACUCUACAUCUUGUUUAUAGAAGUGGAAACAGACUAAAAAAUGGUCUUUGAUAUCUUUUGUCUUGAAAUAGUAGGUAUUAAAAGUACCGGUAUUAAAAGUACCGACUCCAGCGAGUCCAAAAGAACGUUCAAAAUUUGAAAAAACCUUAAGCGGUUACAAUGCUUCUAUUGAUGAUGAUGAACGUUUACCUAAUCAACAUUCACGACCUUCGAUGCAAAAAAUGUCUGAUGAUGGACUUUUAUUAUUUGAACGUAGUGGUCAGUUAGUACCACAUUAUCAUAAAUAUGAUGAAUUAAAUGAUAUAAUUAAUCAACAUUUGCUUAAUGAUAACAUCGAACAAUUUCAUAUGACUGAUGGUUCGAAACAUUAUCAAGUUGUUUCAUCAUCACCCUUUUUUCUGAAUUCUGAUAUGUCUCUUGCUGAUCAAAUGAAACAACAAACAUCUAUCAUAACCACUCCAUCGUCAACGGUAAUGACACCUCAACGCUCAAAACCAAGUUCAUCAACAAACGUAGUGACAUCGCAAUCACUAGCAAAAUUUGCAUCGAAUACUGCUAAUUUAAAAAAACCAAUACUGCAUGUAACAUUUACACUCUGUGAAUGA
Didymodactylos carnosus is the source of this 754-nucleotide messenger RNA. The record is from the annotation of a GenBank genome assembly. Lineage: Eukaryota; Metazoa; Rotifera; Eurotatoria; Philodinida; Philodinidae.